CUUUUUAAAAAAUCACGUGACAGGGUAGGGGACUCCCUGAACAACAUGGCGGCGCCCUCUUCGUCCGGGUCGGGCUUCAACUACCGGCCGGCGCCUUUGGCUCCGCUGCCGCCGCAGCUGGACCCGGCCUACUACGACACCUCGCCCGAGAAGCGCCGGAGCGACGCCGAGCGCCUGGCCAUCCGCGCCCGCCUCAAGCGCCAGUACCUGAUGCAGCUCAACGACCCCCGCCGGACGCAUCGCAUCGAAGACCCUGCCAUUAUUCAGUGGACCUAUGCCAAAGCAAACGUCUUCCCUAAUUUCCGAGUCAACCCUAAAACUUCCUUAUUGGGUGCAUUGUGUGGAAUAGUCCCCAUCGCUUUCUGGUGGUACGUCUUCAAAACGGAAAGGGAGUAUAAAGAGAAACUCAUCAAAGAAGGCAAGUACGAGCAGCCGUUCAAAAUUGCCUACUGAGCUCCCACGAACGGUGUGCUGUAAAGCAGCCAACUGGGUCACCGUUGCAAUUUUGCUUUCUCUGCACCGUGGCAUCAGGCUUCUUUCAAAAUAAAUGUUUCUUGUUGAGAAGUUGGUUUCUGUUCAUUUCAUGAUGAGGCGUCAGCUACAAUAAAGGCCACUUGAUUUCA
Messenger RNA from Eublepharis macularius, 623 nucleotides. RefSeq names its product NADH:ubiquinone oxidoreductase subunit B4 (gene NDUFB4). Gene Ontology annotation, cellular component: mitochondrion. The transcript has 3 exons. The coding region runs from base 46 to 453 and encodes 135 amino acids. Lineage: Eukaryota; Metazoa; Chordata; Lepidosauria; Squamata; Eublepharidae. The record is from RefSeq and is a predicted model, not a curated record.